Elaeis guineensis (African oil palm) is the source of this 964-nucleotide messenger RNA. RefSeq names its product protein MIZU-KUSSEI 1-like. Gene Ontology annotation, biological process: hydrotropism. NCBI's taxonomy places the organism in Eukaryota, Viridiplantae, Streptophyta, Magnoliopsida, Arecales, Arecaceae. The record is from RefSeq and is a predicted model, not a curated record.
UCAAAUAGAUAAGAGAGGUCAAAACAGUCUUCACAGAAGUAAACGUUGUAUAAAUCUAGGAGGGCUGUGUUCUUCCCGAGCCAUUUGGUUUCUGUUCUUUUGGGAGUAGUCCAAAGCAUGGAAAGAUAUGGUAAAAGUCCAUGGCACCGGAUGACAAGAACGGAUGGAUCACGAGAAGAUGACCACAAAGCUCCAGCAUUCAUCUCGCCAUCUUCAUCAACAAACGCUUUCCACGACUACGAUGCCGUGGCGACAGCAAAACGAAGGCCUUCCAAGACAACGUUGGCGGCUGUCUCACGAAUCCGAUCGCUGUUCACGGCGGCAAGCGGCGUCAAGAAGCAACCGGCGGGCCUCGGGUCUCGCGUGACCGGGACACUCUUCGGUCUCCGGCACGGUCACCAUCGCAACGUCCACUUGGCCUUCCAGCCGGACCCCAAGUCCCCACCGGUUGUACUCAUCGAGCUGGCCACGACGAUGGGCCCGUUCGUCGCCGACCUGGCGUCGGGGCCGGUCCGGUUCGUGCUCGAGUGCCGGAAGAGAACGGACGGCUCGUCGGCGGCGGCCCCGUGGGAGGAGGGGGAGUGGAAGGAGUUCUGCAAUGGGCGGGUGCGUGGCAGCGCGUGGAGGCGGCGGCACGAGGACAUCGAUCGCAAGGUGCUCGAGGCUUUGCGGCCGGUGACUUUUGGGGCGGGAAUGAUGCCAGACGUCGAAGGGUCCAGCGGGGAUCUGGUAUAUAUGAGAGCGAGGUUUGAGAGGGAGGUGAGGUCCAGGGACUCGGAGGCGUUUUAUAUGAUAGGUUCAGAGUCCGAGGGUCAUCCUGAGAUUAGUAUCUUCAUGUUGAGAAUUUAGUUCCCUUUUUUUUUCCCUCUUUUAUCAUGAACAUUGUUGGUUCCUUUAUCUACUUUAUUUAGGUAUCAUGUAAAGAGAGAGGAUUUGAGAAUCUUGGAAACAGAAGUCUAUUAAA